UCGAGAAAGAAUCAUCCUUGACAAUAGAACAGGAGAACUUGACAGGGAUGGAUCUUCUGAGUGUGACCUUUCGAACUAUGGAUCUGAAAGAUUCGGAAACGAAACGUGAUGGUUUUGUAUGCGUCAAUAAAGAACAAACUUCUGAAAUAUCUUUCAAUGUUACAUCAAAGGAAAAAUCUUCGAGAAAAUCUAAAAGAAACGAAGAUAGUACCAAACUUAGUGAACUUCGGUGUAUUAGUUUGGAUGAAGUUGCUUGGCACGAUACACCUGAUAGUAUUUGGAUUAUAAUUUACGAUUACGUUUACGAUUGUACUGAAUUAUUGAAGAAUCAUCCUGGUGGACAAGAUGUUCUUCUAGAAUAUGCUGGAAGAGACGCUACUCUAAGCUUUUUUGGCGCUGGACAUUCGAAAACCGCGCAAGAAACACUUAAGAAUUAUCUUAUUGGUGAGCUUCCAAUAAAAGAGAGAAUCUUUCGUAUACCAAAUGGCAUCAAAGUUGCUGGAUUUUAAAUGGCUAUUCAUUUUUCUACGUUAUGAUAAUUAAUCUGACGAGUUUAUGUAAAGAAUUCAUUCGGGGAAUGCACAUGCUUUUAUUCGAUUAAUAAACUACUCAGUUUCCGAGUUUUGUUUAGACGUUUAAAAACUUAGAAUUUACAGAACGGUAAUCCUUUAUGGCAACGAAGCAUGAUUAUUUACGUUUAAAGACUAGACAACAAAUUAAAAGUAUUUGUGAGAUCGAGCGUCUACAUGUCAAAUACAUAAAUUGGUAUUCAUGAAAGGUUGACCUUGAGCUCUGGAUAGCCUAAUGGUAAAAUUGUUUCACGAAUCCUACAUAUUUGAAAAUAAUGUACUUCGGAAAAUCAUCGAUGCAAAAUGCGAUAAGGAAACGGGGGAAUAGAGAAAACUAUUAUAUAAAAUAGAAUUACAUCAAUUAUACAAUAGUCCGGAUAUUACGUCAUAAAAUCACGUUGAUUGAGUAAGAUAGGCAGGUCAUGUGGUAACGCGUAUAGAGGAGGAUCGAAUCGCAUAUAAAGUACACUAAUUGGUAAACCCAAUGGGAAAAGACCAUUGGGUAGUAGAAUCCAAGACGUAUAUUAAAAGAUAAAUAAUUGAAAUAGAUUUUAACAAAAUAGGGUACGAGGGUUGCGAAUGGAAGGAAAUUGCAUAGGAACCGGAUACAUUGACGGGAUCUCUAGUAUUUGCAGAAAUAAGCUUUCAAGUUCCUAACACCAUCUAAUGAUAAUAAUAAUAAUAACAACAAUUAAUUCUUUUUAAGCCGAACACAGGUGUUUUA
This is a messenger RNA of Polistes canadensis, 1293 nucleotides long. Its product is annotated as cytochrome b5-like. Bases 48 to 509 code for a protein of 153 amino acids. The record is from RefSeq and is a predicted model, not a curated record. Gene Ontology annotation, molecular function: heme binding. Lineage: Eukaryota; Metazoa; Arthropoda; Insecta; Hymenoptera; Vespidae. Gene Ontology annotation, cellular component: intracellular membrane-bounded organelle; membrane. The transcript has 2 exons.